GAGUGUCGCGAUUCCCGGCGACUCGUUGCCUGGCUGCACGUCCUGUCCCGGCGCCGCCAACCGCUGCCCCUGCCCACUACCUGCUUCUUGCCGGGCAGGAGACGGUGAAUACAACGCCGCGCGCUCUUGUUUCCGUGAAGUGGAUAAAGUUAACGCAGCGUUUCCGCAUUACAACAUGCUCACGUUUGUUCUCGUGAGCGCCCUGCUGCUGACUGUUGAGGGUCAGAGCAAUGGAGGGACGCAAGCAUCGAGGCCUGCGGCGAGGCCCCCUGGUCCCCGCCUUCUCACCAUGGCGGGGCGCUACCAUGCUCACCGCGGGGAGUCUGUCACACUACCCUGCGCCGUCAGUAACCUAGGGCGCAGGUCAGUGUUUUGGCUGAAGGGCGACAGUUUGCAGUCCCGGGAACUGGUGAUGCAGAUCCACGGCAUCAGGCGGCGACCAGUGGCCAUGCGUCAGUUCCUGCAGGACUUGCGAUCCGGGAAGCUGUCCACGGAAGGCACCAACCUGAUCAUCAACAAAGUGAGCGCUAAUGACAUCGGCACCUACACCUGCACUGUGGCCUGGGCGGGGCAGUCAGUCACCCACGUGCUGGAGGUGACGGACACCGAGUCAGCGGAGAAGGUGGUGAUGGAGUACUUCCCCCCAAGCAAGAACACCACUGUGGCCGAGGGCAGCAGCGUGACCUUCGCCUGCCGCACCCCGGGGGUCGCACAGCCCUCAGUCACUUGGUACCGCGAGGGCGCGGAGAGCGAGGUGCUGCAGAUGGGGCCUGUGCUGCAGCUGGAGGAAGCGUGGCGGCAGGACGCGGGGCGCUACAUGUGCGCGACGAGCGGAGAAGCGGAGCAGCAGGGCACCACCUUUACUCUUCACGUGCAGUACGUGUCAGUGAAGGCAGCGGUGGAGAGGAUAGAGGUGAGGACUGAGGACCGGCGAGCCAGACUGACCUGCUACGUGGAAGGUUACCCGGAGCCACAGGUGUCGUGGUAUCGCAACUCGGGCCAAAUCUCGGAGGGGCCCAGACACAGAAUCAGCGCCGCCUCUGGACAGUAUCAUCUGGAGAUAGAGCAGAUCACCACGGAGGACCUUGGGGAGUACCAGUGUUACGUGCACAAUGGGGUGUCGAGGGACCUGGCCACUGUGACCUUGAGUGCCAUCCCCGGCCAGGCACGUGUCUUAGAAGCCAAGCAGACCCAGCCCCCGAAGAUCUACAAUGUGACCUGGACCGUGGAGAGUGUGUUGCCCUUGAGGUUGUAUAUCCUGGAGUACGGCAAGGAAGGCAUGCCAUCAGAUCAGCGGAACCUCACCUACAUCGGGGUCACGACACAGCCUCGCGGGAUGACCUACGUGGAGAGCGGUCUGUUGACCCUUGACCCCGCCUCCACAUAUGAGCUGAGGGUACGCGGCGUGACUCAAGACAACCAGCAGGGACCUGACAUGACCCAGCCCUUCAUUCUUUACACAGACUUCCACCGUGGCAUUGCAGGCGGCGGCACAUCAGCGAAGGUUGCCCGGAUGUUGCGCACCUCCCUGCCCAUCCUGUCCCGCCUACCCGCCCUCGCUCGCAAUAUCCUCCAGUAACCACAAACGCUAAGUUCAACCAGAUGGGCCCUAUAUUAUGAUGAGUUUAGUGUUGGUACGCUUAUUAUAGUUCAUUACAGUUUUAUGAUCUAUGGCGCGUAUUUGGGAUACUGAGUAUCUUUCGUUAAACCUAGGAAAAGUAUGCAUGAUUAGUUUCUACAGCAUGAUUUAAUCUUAUGAGCGCUCCUUCUGACCCUAGCUGUCUUUUUCUCUCCCUUAUUUUAGAGACGUGGCAUGUGUUGAGAGUCUUAUGAUUAAGUUUUCUGGAAAUUAUGAGUUAAUAAUUUAAAACUAUUACUGCCUUCAUAUCAAUAAUACCCCCCCAAAUAUUUUUAGAGCCAAAUUUGGCUUACUAAGGUGAGGAGGAGUGGCAAUAUUUUUAUUAAUGCUACACUCAGCUGCCUCGCGAAAAGGAAAAGAACGCCGCGCCUGUGGGUUCUAGAUUAAAGCUUUGUGGAGACUGCUGUAGCUGUGAAGAUUUCCUUGGAAGCCUAUGGGUUUCCCCUAGGAGUGUUGCACUAGAGGGGAUCUUUCUUUAUCUAUAUGUAUUUUCUUCUUACCUUAUACUUACUGAUUGUAGUUUUCGGUCUCUCUGUUGUAGUAAAGAAAUAAACCUUCCACCUUCG
Molecule: messenger RNA, 2205 nt
Organism: Portunus trituberculatus (swimming crab)
Lineage: Eukaryota; Metazoa; Arthropoda; Malacostraca; Decapoda; Portunidae
Product: protein amalgam-like
Exons: 11
Coding region: 176-1579 (467 amino acids)
Cellular component (GO): neuron projection
Source: RefSeq, a predicted model, not a curated record